AUGGGCAUUUGCCCAGAUCUAAAGCAAUAUUUGCUAACUCCGCUUAUGAGCCGCCUUUGCUCUCCCCCACUUGCCCCCACCGGUAUGUACGGUGUCGUCAUUCACAUGAUUGCGGGUCUGGGCGUUUUUUUAGAAGGCUUGGACAAACUGUAUACCCCGAGGGUGGUAUGUCGUAUCGAGCUAGUGUCAAAAUCAGAAACUGGCGCCGACGAACUGAAAACUGGUAGUCAAUCCCUCUGGAACUAUAAUUUACUAUGCCAACAUACACUACGAGCGGAUGAAAACGCCGUGCGCAUACUAUCCGGUAUUCAUCUUCUCAGCAAGUACCUGCAGCCCGUGCGUCUUGGCCGAUCUGAACCGGACGUAUAG
Messenger RNA from Babjeviella inositovora NRRL Y-12698, 369 nucleotides. RefSeq lists its product as uncharacterized. The record is from RefSeq and is a predicted model, not a curated record. NCBI's taxonomy places the organism in Eukaryota, Fungi, Ascomycota, Pichiomycetes, Serinales. The transcript is spliced from 4 exons. Bases 1 to 369 code for a protein of 122 amino acids.